AUGACACCCCCACCCCCCACCUCCAUCCUAAUAAUCGGCGCCGGCGAACUCGGCACCGCCAUCCUCGCCGCCCUCGCCGCCCACCCCGCCUACACCACGCACCCGCACCCUCCCAAACUCGCCCUCCUCCGCCGCCUCUCCACCCUCACCUCCACCGACCCCGCCACCGUCACCUCUCUCACCGCCCUCACCGCCCGCGGCAUCACUCUCGAACCCGGCGACUUCACCUCCACUCCUGAAAGUUGGGGGAGGGUGGUUAGGGAGUUGGGGGCGUGGGGGAAUACGGUGACGGUGACGGAUGUGGAGGGGAUUGGGAGGGCGGUGGCCGAGGUGGUGUUCGAGCCGGAGGGGACCGAGGAUAGGGUGGUGUAUGUGGCGGGGGAUACGCUGUCGUAUGGGGAGGUGGCGGAUGUGGUGGAGGCGGGGUUUGGAGGGGGUUUUAAGCGGGAGUUGUGGGAUCGGGAGUUUUUGAGGAAGAGGCUGGAGGAGGAGCCGGAGGACCUGAUGCUGAAGUAUCAGAAUGCGUUUGGGGCGGGGGUUGGAGUGUCGUGGGAGAUGGAGAGGACGUUGAACUACCAGCGGGGACUGAAACUGACGGAUCUGCGGAAGUAUGUUGAGGACAACAAGGAACAGCUUUUGGCAGCGGCGGCGGAGUGA
This is a messenger RNA of Chaetomium globosum CBS 148.51, 657 nucleotides long. RefSeq lists its product as uncharacterized. The record is from RefSeq and is a predicted model, not a curated record. The transcript is spliced from 2 exons. Lineage: Eukaryota; Fungi; Ascomycota; Sordariomycetes; Sordariales; Chaetomiaceae. The coding region runs from base 1 to 657 and encodes 218 amino acids.